Molecule: messenger RNA, 2288 nt
Organism: Macrosteles quadrilineatus (aster leafhopper)
Lineage: Eukaryota; Metazoa; Arthropoda; Insecta; Hemiptera; Cicadellidae
Exons: 6
Coding region: 388-1812 (474 amino acids)
Biological process (GO): neurogenesis
Cellular component (GO): cytosol
Molecular function (GO): protein binding
Source: RefSeq, a predicted model, not a curated record
AGUGGUAAAUCCGGCACUGAGUUUCUGGAAGGGAAAAUGGAAAAUGAUACAGAGAGGCUAACGUGCUCGCUCACGCUCUACCAUUAUCCAUCCAUCCUGCCGGCUUCCGCAUCCCCCGGCUCACAGCUCACAGCACCACACUCCAAUCCAAUCCCAACCACCCACACUCACACUCCACUCCAAUCCCAAUCACUCCAUGCUCCGGCUCCAUCGCUCCAUGCACACUUCUAGCACAUUGACACUCACGAGUCACGUUCCAGGAAUAUUAUUUCAUUAAAGUUUAAAUACGAUACUGGACAAGCUGAAGAAGAGACAGGGGUUUAACAACUUCUACUUGCCACUUCAGAAGUGUAGUGGUAGGACGUAAGUUAGAAGUCAGAAGCAAGGAUGUCACUAGGCCCUGGUUCCGCGGCUAAGGCCAGUGGAAUGGAAGUGGUUGUGGCAGAAGAUGAUCCAGAUUUUAUCACCUUUCUGUUUGAUCCUGAAGAGCAGUACAACUGCUACUUCGUAGUGGGAAACCCUGAAGUUGGAGACACGGAGAGGAUUGGAGUGGUGAAAAAGAUGCUUCUGGCUCACUCUGUGGUUUUCAGAGCAGAAUUGCAAAACUCAAAGAUAGCAGAAAAAAAUGAUGUUAAACUGCCUGAUGUCUUCCCCCAAACUUUUAAAAACUUAUUAAGAUUUGUCUAUGGCUACGAUAACACUCAAAACUUGAGCUUUGAUGAAGCAGACAACUUGUUAUACGUUGCAGACAAAUAUUUGAUGUCCAAGUUAAAAAAUAGACUUGGAAUCCGCCUGAUGUCUUUGUUGAACCUUACCAACAUCUGCAGCCUUAUGAAUAACCCCGCUUGUUACACCGUUCUCGAGCUAAACUCAAUGAUUAAUGAGAUACUCCAGACGGAAACAGACAAGGUUUUGGCUAGUCCUCAGUUUCCUGACUUGUCUCCCCUCGGCUUUUUGACAAUACUGCAACAGGAGAUGUGCAAUGUACCUGAAAUUGACCUCUGGACCUCUGCCAUUGAAUGGGCUAAGCAUAGAGUUUCAGGAGAGUCGAACAAUGGAGAAGUCUUAAGGGAUGAGUUAAAUGACCAUCUGAAACACAUUCGAAUCUGUACAUUGUCUGCCCAAGAUUUAUUGACUCAAGUGGUACCUACAAGAGUCCUGACGUAUGAUGAACUUCAGUUGAUCGGUGAAACUCAGAGAACUGAGAAAGUACAGCCUGACUUGACCACAAUCUGCAACAAGAUUGAAAAGCGGGAAGAACCAUUGUCAGAUCUGAUGGAACAACGAUUAAACCUAAACAAUGCACGUCGUAAAACUGCUAGUAAUUCAAAAAUAACUAUCAAUACUAAAGGAGUCGUAAUUAAGUUGUGUUCAAUAAAGCUUAAGAGCUCCAGUAGUCAACAACACCAGUGCAAUUGCACAGUAACAAUACAAAAGGGGACAGAACCCCCUACUGAGAUGAGGUACCAAGGACCAAUCUUAGGAGGAGCUUCAAACAAUACCAUUUCAAUUGAUGCCAUGAAGAACGUGCGUUUGUCUCCAAAUUCAAGCUAUUCAGUGAGCCUCUCAUUUUAUUGCGGGUACAGUCAUGAUCAUUACUGUGUGUCAAGUUCAGUAACCAGUGGGAUACAUUUUGACACUUCAAUUAAAAGUUAUUCUGGAUUCCGUGUUGCCUCCAUAGAUACAAUAUGUUAUAAAACAGGAAAGAACACUCCGAAGAGGACACAACUAGACAAUACUUUUGAGGCGCCUCCAAUAGUGUUUACUGCAGAAUAUGCAUCUGAAUAUGAAUCUGAUGAAUACAUUUACUGAAGAAAUGUGGUCAGAAAUAAUCUGAAGGAACUAUUUGAGUUCCUUGUGACCCUCUUACUUUUAUGGAGUGACAUUUUUAUUUAGUUUUUCACCAAUGUGACAAAACUAUACUUCCUGCAACAGAACAUAACUCUUUUUAUUUGUUUAUCUUGGUUAAUAGUAGCCUGUUUUGGUUGUUUCUUGAUCAAAAGAUAUGAGUAAAUUUUAAGACUUAAUUUAGCAAUUAUCUCAAACUAAUUAUCUCUUUCUGUCUGUUUUACACAAAAACAUUGUUGAAAUAUUUAUGUACCUCUAUUACUAUAAAUUCUUUUUUAUGGCACUAUAAAAUAUAUUUUGUUUACUGCAAAUUGUACUCUGUAGUGGAUAAGUAAAUGAGGAACUAGUAAGUCACAGCUCCCAACUGAUGUAAAUGUUAAAUACAUUUUGUUAAUUCAGCUAGUAAAACUAACUUGUAAAUUGCUGCAAGCACCUGUCAA